AUGAACUUAAACGUUCUCCUGUGUGCUAUUACGUUACUGACGUCGUAUUGUGGAUUGACGUCAGCAGUGUACUUCGAAGAAGGGUACGACCAUCACUACACGUAUACGUCGACAUCUGACGUUCUCGGCAUGCACAACGUCACAACGGUGAUCAAGUUUCGUGUACGCUGUGUUAACGGUACAAAUGACAGAGGCCGACUCCACAAGUUGCUCAUCGAUAGCUUCGUCCAACACUCGGAACAUGGCUAUACUGCGGACAACCCGCUGAAAUGGCACCUUGAUCACAGUUUCUUCUUCACGGUUGGGCACGAGGGUCUUGUUCGGCUUGUCCACUACCACCCGGAGGAGCUGUACGAGGUACUAGCCCUGAAAAAGGUACUCGCUUCCACCAUCGCAACACACGUGCAGGUUGGCGAAGGUCUGUCCUGGCAGUACGAGUCAGAGGAGGAGGACCAUGCCGGUACACUAAGUCACAAGUACGAGGGCACGCGGCUUGCGGACGGGGUGAAGUUGGUACGGAGCCAUCAGAGUCUCACUGAUGUUCACAGACUGCAUAAUAAGACAGUACACAUGGAUACGAGACUGACCCCUCAAAACGUUGAGGUCCUUGACAAUAUCACUCUGCAGCACGCGCCAAACAAAGUCAUCACGCAUACCAUGGAAGGAGUGGCGGAAAUUGAGGAAGAUAUAUCUGGAGAGUUUCCGAUUGUGUCGACUAUUUCAAGAAGCACGGUCAAGUUGGUGGUCAAAAACAAGCUUUACGAGCCGCCGACGCCCCACGCGGUCAAUGAGAUGCACAAUGAUUCAAUCAGUGUCAAAAUGAGGCCCCCAGUGAAGAAACCACUGAGAGAGGUGGAGAAGGACAUGCAGCACUAUCUUCAAUGUAUCCACGCCAUCGAGAACAAGUACGACCGAAACCGUACUGAGUGCGUACAUCAACUGCGGACGCUAGUGCGUUCCCUGGAGCGUCACGACUUCCUCCAGCUUGGGCGCGACGCGCUGUCCAAGGAAUGCCCGGAGAAUGACACGAUCUGUGCAGACGAGAGGAACCUUUUCAUUGACCUGAUAGCACAAACGAACAGCGCGGACGCCCAAUUACUGGUGCUUGAGUUGGUCUUUUUGAAGCCAAAUGUUUCCGAGGACGAUCUGAGGAGGUGUCUGUUCCACGCCAUCGCCAUACAGUCACCUGUGCAGGAGCUUGUUCAACACGUCGAAGCGCUCUGCUUUGAAGACGGGACUAUGAUGCCCGGAGACACGCCAACCCUGACGAAGACCCGGAAGCGUGCUUGUCUGUCACUUGGAGCGAUGGUUAAGUCCAUGCACAACAGUAACAUGAGCGAGUCUGACCGCAUCGUUGAGAGAAUUGAAAACUGGUUGGAUCACCACAAUGAGAGCAGAUCGAUGGAAAUCGUGAAACCAAGACGAAAGCGGUCAAUCAUUCAGCACGAUAUACCUGCGAGAAAGCACGUAGAAACAAAGACUAUUCUUAUCCAGUCUCUAGGGAACGCCGGGAAAACGCGAUCAUUACGUCACAUCCUGUCCUAUAUGGAACCGAACGCCGGUGUGACGGCGUGGAGAAGGGCAGCCAUUCAUAGUAUGAGACACUUCACCUGCAAUGAAAGCGCCGAUGCCUUGGUGAAAAGCGUUAUCCAUGACAGCGACGAGGUUGUUCGGCAGACCGCACACACUGUGCUAACCAAACACCCGAAGGCAACCGACAAGAAUUUCACCCUGCAACAGGAACCGGAAAUCAUUAGUAAAAACUACACGUACCCGAUUGUGAGUCGAGCGAAGAGAGACCUUUUGCAGACAUUAGAACAGGGAAUUCAUAUAGUACUUAAACCUCCUGGUGUUAAUUGGGACAAGAUGUUGGGUAACAGCGACAUCGGAGCCAGCUUCGGACUCACCAUGAGAAACGUACUUGACCUUAAACUUGCAUUGUUGAGUGGUCAUUUUGAAGUUGACGUGUUUGACAAAGUCUAUGCCGAGGCCCAUGUAGGGAUGAUCGGGAUUGAGGUGGACAUAAUCAAGGCACAUAUUUGCUUUAAGGGACAUAUUGAUUACGACUUGAACGUUCUUAAGGAUUUUGGGAUAGACAGCCUGUCGGACUUGGUGCAUAUUUUUGACAAAAUCCUCGCCAAGAUUGUUGAUCCUAUUACAAAUGCUGUAAAAAACUUCAUUAAGCUCAUCAACAUGUUCAAAGAUGGGAAAAGCCUUAAGAAUACUGUCAAUGCCUUGGUCGAUAUCGUGAAGCACCUACCAACCAGACUUGGCGAUGUUGCUGGCAGAAUGAAGAACUUUGUGAGGGAGUUGUUCAGUAUUAGCGGCAACUCAGUCAUUGAUGAAAUCAAGGCCAUCGUGAAGGAACUCAGGGAUUUCAUUUUUGGAAUAUCACAGGACGUGCUUAAGUUUUACAAUGACGUUGUAGAUUCUGUUACAAUUGCUCUUCCGUACGUCGUCAUGAAGCUAACUGACGCAGCUAAGACAAUCGCUCAGGCGGUUAUUAAGCUCGUCAACAACCCCAUGCAGGCCAUCACCAGUAUGUCGUCGGCAAUAGCUGAUAUUAAAAUGGCAAUCACAAUAAUGGUGGAUGUAAAAACUAGAAUUUUGGAUGCCUGUAUGUUUAUGAAAGGAAGGAGCAUUGAAUGGGUAUCUACGGCAAAGAGAAUUCCAUCGAUUCUUAAACGUCUGAGGGUAGCUUUUAACAAACUGACAAAUUCAAUCAAAGACGGUGCGAAUGCACUACGAAAAGAAAAGAAAUCGCUUGUUAGUGACGGUGUCACUCAAGUGAAAGGGUCAUUGCAAAAUGUUCAAGAAAACCUUAGAGCUAAAUGGGAUUACGUUUUAGAGCCUAUUAAACCACUGACUGACUUUGUGGUACCCUUCAUAGAAAUAUUCAAAUCCAUCAUGGACGCAGUACAGGGCUUUAAAUGGGCUUACAAGAAUUUAAAUCAAGCGAUUGAGACUAGCAAAUCUCUUACGCAAAAGGUGUUUGGACCGAAAUUUCACCGCAAAUUUCCAACAACCCGUCUUGAACAAUUUGACGAUUGUCCUGCUGGUGUCUGGCCAACCACAUCUAACGACGCAUACGAAACUACCGGGGUCAACCUCAAACUUGGCGUGGGACAAUCGAUACAGAUGCCAGUCAACGGGAUCUUGAAAGUAUUCAAAUUCGAAAAGAAAGUUGUAAUACAAGCAAUCGAUCCUGAAUUUGAAGGUACGGAAAUCGUUAUUGAAAACAUUGACGCUGAUCAGACAAAUCAUGGUAAAAAUGUCGAUGCGGGUAAAAAGAUAGGUAAGGUUACAUAUGCUCGUCGGUGCAAACCUUUGACAAACAGCGAUAGGCUGUCAACCAAAGAGUCACGGGGAAAGAACUAUAUUCACGUGUCUGUCCGUCCGUUCGACAAGAGCAUAGAUACACCUCCAGACGCUGAAUACGAAUACAAAGACCCUUCUCCAUAUUUAGACAGACUCGUUCCUAUUCCGAAAUGGAUACAGGACUGCAACGACCAUGAGUUUAGAUAUAUUGGGCAGACCUUUGAGUCUGGUGAGUCAGCGGAGAAUGAAGAUCCCGAUCAGAAGGAGGAACCUAUUAAAAGGAUUCGGGAACCGGACCCUGACACGCUUGAUGAGAUGCUUGGGGACGAGGAUCCGACUUACAGACCUGAUGACCCGGAACUGUACGAUCCUUCGUCGUUCGAGGAUAGUCUUAUGAAAAGUUUGAAGGAACAGGGCAAAAAGUUCGCAGGGCUCUUUAAGACGGCGCUUUAUGGAAAGAAUGGCCCUAAAGUACCAAACUUCCUUGAGGUUAUUGAUAUAAACGGAAAAACGGUGGAUUGGCUUUUAACCAAGUUGAGUAAAACGUCAGAAAUUGGCAAAAAGUUCAUCGGUAUUGUGAACCAACUGGCCUUUGCGAAACAGUCUGACCCAUUCGAGGCAGUUGCAACGAUGACACCGUACACAAUGCUUACGUACCUGAAAAACAAUGAUGCAAAUUUUAAGUUCGGUGGGUCAAGCGAUGGUCCAUCAGAAAUUAGAGCACGUGAUAAUACACUGAAAUUCGGCGAUCCAGACCAGAUGAUACUUACCAUGGCAUCUUUAGCAGAGAAAAUUUGUCCUGCAUUUAGGGCGAAAAUUGCUAAAGGAUUCGGCCAUGUAUGUUUUGCUUAUGACGAUUGUCUGGGUCUCAGGUGUAAUGUACCAUUUUCAUCUGGUGCAAACACCACACCACUAUAUGCGUCCUUCAGACACAAACCUUCAGACACAGCAAUUGUUGUAGAAAUAAUGAACAGAACUCGGCAUUUACUUCGACCGGAAGGUACUGACGUGACCAUAGAUCUUCAUACAAAAGUUUUUGAGAUGGAUCUUUUCUUUGUUGGCCAUGUCAGAUUAGACGAAGGAACUGUUCACCUCACAGUGGAAUUUAAACUAUGCGCUGACCUCUUUGUGUCAUGUCUUCCACCGGUUGAACUAUUCCAUGACAUACCGUUUACCCAAUAUAGCAUCAGACGUAAACGAGGCAUGUUCUAAGCUCGGGAUGGUAAAAUUGGGCAGCUUCCGGUCCCAAUGUUUAUGAUGCAGCUUAGCGAAUUCGAUCUUUUGAACAGAGAAGUGACACAAAUAUUGGAACAAGUAAGACAGACAGUUCUUAAUGAGCUGUUGAACGACGUAAGGAACAAACUUACGAAUGCAGCCACAGAGUUUUCUAAAAAAAUAGACUUCUGUGUGAGCGCCAAUAUUCCUGUUCCUCCGUUUGACAUCGAGUUCUUCAACUUCCAUCACAAGUUCCCGGUUGGCCCUAUUCUACUAUCACUUGGGUUUGGGGCAGCAGGUUCUGUUGGUCUCGGGGUGAAGAUCGGACUGUGUGUGGUCAGUAUGACAACUAAACUAACCCUGACCCCAUGGGUUGGAGGAAAAGUUUGGGGUGACGUAGCUGUGGACCUUGGGGUUAUGCGCGGCGGUAUACGUCUGAUCGGCUACCUUAUGGAGACGAAAUUUCCGUUAACUACAGAGGUGGUCUUUUCCAAGUAUCCUAUUGACGUUGGAGUCAAAAUGGAUAUGGAACUUACACCAUUUAGACUUGAGAUGGUGGCAUUUGUAGAAUGGUGUUUAGUAAAGACAUUAACCAUCUUUAAAGGAACCCUUUGGGAGUACGCCGUUCCUUCAAUCAAAAAGAAUAUAUUCCAUAAAAAGAAACGAGACGAAGACCCGUCUCCUCCUUCUAUUCAGCCUUUAACUAUUAAUGAAUGCAGAAAACGUUCCGGUUCGAAAGGCUGCCUGGUCCAGCAGAUUUACAACCGCCCGCACUAUGAUCCAGCGUUCAGGUUAGAAAUGUACGCACAGGACGAGGUCAGUGAAACUAAACUGUUUUACGCCAUUGGUACUCACGAGGGAGGUACGAAUUUGCGGAACUGGACUGACAUGGGAGGUAACUCUUUGAUGGUUCCAGCCAAGAUCCCGGGCGGUUUUCCAAUAUACUGGUCAGUAAAAGCUAAGAACAGCCAAGGCCUUGAAGCUAUCGCACAAUGUUCGUUAAAAACCUAUGACAGCACAUUAACCGACGGGAGAGUAGAACAUGCGUACAAAUUUUCUUCCCAUCCUUCAAAAAUGGUCGCUUCAGUUAUAGCUUUUGAUGACAGUCCGCUCAAGGAAAUACAUUACAAAGCAAUCGGAUUUAGUCCGGGAAAGUUUGGUUCCCAGUUUGUUGGAUGGGAAGAGGUACGUCUGGACCAUUCAUCACCGAGAAAAGGCAUUUCAGGUCAGCUGAAGUAUUUCACUUAUCCCAGGGAGGGAAAGCUCGUUGCCUACAUUCUGAAAACGACGAAUGUACGAACACCAGAGCUAUGCGCCCAAGCUUGCAUAUCGUACGGAUACAACUGUAUUUCAUUUGAUUAUGAAUACCAUUCGGAAACAUGUGACAUGCAUGAUGUCGUUGAAGGGGCUAAUGUUUAUUUGAGGAUCAGCGGCACUUACAGCAACUAUGAACGUUUAGGUAUUGGGUACCACGUGACGCUAGAGUAUGAUAACCUACCGUUAUCACAUGGUUCGCAGUAUUUUGUGAAUGUUCAGGUUAACAAUGUCCUGGACUACCAAGCUUUCAUACUUGGCGAGGGAACCUUAAUAGAUUUUACUCCACCAGAACCAGGCCUGAUCUUGAAUAACAAGACUGACUACUUAAAAGCGGACCGGUGCAAAGCAUCUGUAGCACAGCGCUGCAACGAGGUGACAUGGAAAGCAAACCACAGAACUAUCAUUGACGGCCCUGGAUCAAAAACAGUGUUUAACGGACACGAGCCACUUAAGGAUGAGCUAUAUACCCUUACCAAUCACUACGUAACAGCUAACUGGAAGGGAUUUCAUGAUGAUGAAAGCGGUAUUUGGGGAUAUACAUGGGCUGUUGGGAGAAACACCUGCAGUUCGGAUGUUAUUCAAUUUGAAGAUCCGUAUGCUCAUUUGACGGACAAAAAGUUCUGGACAGAUUCAGCGUUUCACAAGGGCAUACAUCUUCCCGACGGCCCUUACUAUGUCACUGUCCAAGCCCUUAACGGUGCAGAAUUGGGUGGGUCGUUAGUUACAACAGUUUGUCACUCCACUCCUUUUAUCGUCGACACUACGCCGCCAGUGUUCAACAAAGUUACAGACAUUAUAUAUGAUGAAGACUUUGACUUGAUUGCAAUCUAUUAUAAUGCUACCGAUGAACUCAGUAAAAUUGCACACGCCGAGUUCGGCCUUGGGAAAACAAAGUAUGACGUUCAACUGAAGGCUUACGGUCUGCAUGCACCUAUGGAACGAGAAGAUCCGUUUGUUGCAGUGAAUGAGUUAGGAUUGCAAGAGGGCGUUCUUGCUUGGAUCAGGAUCAGAGUCACAAAUAAUGUUGAAUUGUUCACUGGAGGUCAUGGCGAGGAACCAAUUUUAAUUGACAAGUCACAGCCAAUACCUGGUAAUAUUAUGGACGGGGAUCGUUUGCGAAAGGACAGACAGUUCCAGGCAGAUGACGAUAAAAUCUGUGCACAGUGGAUUGAUUUUUACGAUCCAGAGUCUGGUAUUGACAGGUUUGUAUGGGGCGUAGGUACAUCGCCACAGAAAGAUGACAUUGUAAUGUUCCACAAUCUCACACGUUACGACAAGUCCAGUUGUUACCUGGUCAAUUUACAACACAACCACACGUAUUACUCCACAGUAUUAGCUUACAACAAUGCUCUGAAUUCAAAAGCAUCAAACAGCUCUUCCGAUGGAGUACUCGUUGACAUAACACCGCCACUAGCAGGGAGAGUCGCGGAUGGAAAUCAAGGGUACCCAGAGCAAGAAUACAGUUCAGAAACGGUGUCAAAAUUUGCAAAUUGGCAUGGUUUUUAUGAUCCAGAAAGUGGUAUACAGAACUACAGGGUAGACGUGUUUAUAAACAAUGAACACAAACAAUCGUUUGAAACUGGGACUGAACAGAUUUUUGAAGACCAUACUAUUUCAAUGGAACACAAAGACAAUGUAAACUUUAAAGUUCACGGAGUGAAUGGUGCUGAGCUGGAGGUAGAUGCAGACAGCGAUGGUUUCCUGGUUGACCUUACCCCACCCAUAAUGACCGAAAUUUCGAAUCUCGACAAUGGUCAAAUUUACCAAAGUGAUAACUCGAAACUCAGUUUGACGUGGAAUUACCAAGACGAGGAAUCUGGCAUUGAUCUAUACAGGGUCACCAUAUUCGAGAGUAAAUAUGGCAUAAAACAAAAGUACUGGCCGAACGGGAAAAAGUACAAUGAAACAAAACCAAUAUCGGCCUUUAAUGGACGAAUGCAAGUGGUGCUAGAUAACCUAUCGUUAGAAGAUGGGUCAAGGUAUUCAUUGCAAGUCUCUGCUAUAAAUGGUGCGAAAUUAUCAACAUCACAUGAAACGCAAGGUUGUAUCAUUGAUACAACUUUUCCCGAGCCUCCAAAUGUACGUAUAGGUUUACCUAAAGAUGACGAGGAACUUGAUGAUGUAGGUAACAUUGUCCACGGUGACCAGAACGGAAUCCGCGCAAGUUGGAGCGGUCGUGACCCACAAAGUGGUAUUCAGACGUAUUUUGUUGCAGUAGGGAUAGAGUCAUCAUUGGAAUCAAUUCUACAGUUUACCGAUUUUGGAGAUCAGACAACUGCAUAUAUCAACAACAUUUUCUUAAAUCCCUCGAUUGCGAAUGGUACAUCACCAAUCCUCUAUAAAGUUUCUGUUAAAGCUAUGAAUUGGGCUGGUUUGACAUCUGCUCCCGGGGAAUCAAAACCAAUAUUCGUGCAGAAGGCGAAUGUGCCUGGAAUUAUUUUUGAUGGAAGAGAUCUGUACGAAGACGAGGCAUUUACAAUCGACCACACGUCAAUUGCCGCCUCCUUCUUUGGCUUUGGAAGUGAAGAAUGCGAUAUAAUUGGCUACGACUGGGCUAUAGGAACCACAGAGUAUGGAACGGACGUACAGUCAUACACUGAUUAUGGUUUAGUUAUGAAAAAUAAAACCCACGGGCAAUGCCAGGUUCAUACCGAAUUGUUCGAAGACCUUUUGUAUUACAUUUCUAUACGCGCAGUUUUAGGAUGUCGCAAGGAAUAUGUUGUAUCAUGCUCAGACGGGAUUACAUUAGAUCGUAUUGCCCCAGCUGUUAUAUUUGAGAUUGGCAAUGAAACGGCAAUAAAUCAUGUGAUGUAUCAAUCAUCAACAUACUCUCUUGACAUCACCGGCAACACCACAGAUAAAAAUGGCGUUUCGUCAGUGGAGUGGAGUCUCGGUACAGUUGCUGCACCUGAUGACAAACAUCCAUUUACUGGCGAUUUAUCUGAACUCACCAGUGGUGCAGCGCUCGUUCCCGGCGAGGCAGUUUUUUUAACGGCACAUGCUGUUGAUAAAGCUGGAAACGAGAAUGUCACAUCGUCUAUGACGAUAAUUGCUGAUAUUACAUCUCCAGUAAUUAAGAAUUUCGACUGCACUAAUAGCAUCUCUGCCCGUAAAAGCUUAGUGACAUGCACCUGGCUUACAGUGAUUGAGGACGAAAGUUUGAUAAAUCAUGUUGAACUAUCAAUGGGUUCCAGCAGCACAGGCAUUGACAUAAUGGACAGCAAGAUAAUUCAUAGAAGCGCUUACAGCUUUACACAAGAUUUGUAUGAUAAUAUUAUCCAAAUGCCAACUAUGAACUAUGUUCAUGUAUUGAUAACCGUCAGCAACGUGGUUGGACUAAAGAAAUCAUAUGGCUGGAAGGUGAUUGUUGACAGAACGCCACCUACGGUGGAAAGCCUUUACGUGGUAACUAGCACGAUUCCCGGUGUCAUAAAUGAUCAUCAUCAGCAUUGCCAGCUAUCAAGUGGUUAUGUUGAAGUCAAACUGAAUAAAGUUAAAGACAAAGAAACAGAUAUCGAUGAAAAAAGAUAUGAACUUGCUAUCGGAAGUUCAGCUUAUGGAACGGAUUUUCUAGUAUUUACGCCAAUCGAAAAAUCGUCAAGUUCUCUUUUUUUCAUGGAUGGUUUCUUUUUGCCAGCUGGUGUGACUUUCUUUGUAACAAUGAGAAUAUAUAACAACGCCGGUUUGUCAACAGAGGUUUCAUCCCAGAGCGUCGUUGUAAGUCAAACACCAUACCUCUCAGUUCAGGACGGAAAUCAAGACGAGGACAUUGACUACCAAUCAUUGCCGAAUGUAAUAGAAGGCACUUGGAAAUAUUCAGACACCUGUCCUAUUUCAGAUGCAAAAUGGUCGGUAGAAAACAUAGCCGGAAAAGUUAUGUUCGAUUUCAUUCAAAUACCAAAUGCUGAUAGAGUGUUCUUUAACGAUGAGGUUCGAUUAGAAAAUGGUAUUAAAUAUAUUGUAACCGUCCAAACAAUAGAUGCACUAGGAAGAAAAAGGAUGGCUCGAUCUGAUGGAGUUUCGAUACGAAUACAACCUCCAUACCCGGCAUCAGUCCGAGAUGGUUUGGAUUUAGAUUUGAACUAUCAGUUUAGUACAUCAGAUCUUUCUUCAAACUGGGACAAUUUUGGUGAUACCUCUAACGAUCCGACACAAACCAUUACUCGAUAUGAGUUAGCCAUAGGAAACGACAGGCGAUAUUCUAAGACACGUUCUAAUGUUCAUUACUUUGUAAAUGUUGGUCUGAAUACUGCUUAUACUUUCACAAACCUUAACUUGACUUCGAAAUUGGUUAAAUAUUACAUUACGGUUCGUGGAUAUAACCAAGCUGGUGGAUUUGUUGAAGGGUAUAGUAAUGGAAUACGUGUUGGGUUUGACGAUGGUGUUAGCUCAGGAAGUGUUUCGGUUAACAAAUACCAAUAUUCUACAAAUGUAAUGGCAGUUUCAUAUUCUGGAUUUCAGUCUGACAUUGCAAUAAUUGACUACAAAGUGGCAAUUAGCAGUCAUGGUGAAAUCAUAACAAAUGAUACGGUAAAAUGUAUUGCUAUACUGAGGAACACAUCCAUGUACGAUGUCAGCAAAUUGCAAAGUUAUGGUUUGAAUGAAUAUGUGAAAAUUGAUGAGCUACAUUUAGUACAUGGUGGUUCGUACUAUGUAACAGUCGUGGCUGAAGACGAAGCAGGAAUGUGCAUUAUAGUUAUAGGCGGUCCGGUCAUUAUUGAUACAACUCCACCGCAGAAAGGUCAGAUGUAUAUAAAUGGAAUAAGUCCCACCAUGGUUGUCUACCUUAGACUUCAUUCUGAAAUGCAUGUUGAAUGGACCGGAUUUGUGGAUAUCGACUCAGGCAUUCGUUCUGUACAUGUACAGUUGUUUGAGUGUGACCAAUGCUUUAACACUACUAUUUCAAGCGAAUCAUGCUACUUGAUAGAUGAAAGUUUUGUUUUCAACGACACAGACGCAGCUUUUUAUGAGCUUGAUUUGUUUUCCGAAAAGGCAUAUUACAUUGGUUUAAAAGUCACAAAUGAAGCUAAUUUAAGCACCACAUCUCAGAGUUCAACAAUCUUGAUUGAUGAAUCACCACCUCUAGCAGGUGAAGUAAAAAUAACAGGUGAUUGGAAAAACGUAGCAACAUUUCAGCAUUCAAGAUCAAUAUUAUCAGGGCUUGUCUCUAUUUCUUUGACUGAGGAAGAUUAUUGGUGUCGAAAUCAGUUCCGAUACUUUCCCGUUAUUGGGUCGGACAGGAUGACAGAUAUACUUGAUAAAUUUAGUAACGACUUUUUAGUUAUCAAUUCCACCGGUGCGUAUUUGGGCAUUGGUUACAGUUCAGAUCUCUUAGAUAUGACAAAAACUGGCAUUUUAUCUGAAAAAAUUCCUCUUCAAAAUGGAAAUUACACAUUUAGUGCUAGAGCAGCUAUUGGAGAUCAAAUUAUUACAACUAUUGCAAUUAUAACCGACCCGGUUGCAAUUUCAUAUGAAAUUACAAAAAAACCUGUCGAGGUAGUGUUUAACUUAAGUGCUUUCGAGAACAUUACCGGACUGGAAGCAGAUAAUUCUACUGACAGUGGAAAUAUAAAUACAACUACAACGGAUAUUCCAGGAUCGUUUAAACCAAAUAAUAAUACAGGUGAAGGAACGGCUAAUUUUGAGGCAGACGAGUACGGCUUUGGAAUUCAUAUUCUUGGAUACAAGAUAGGCGAUAAUGAAUACUAUCACCAUGUGUUUUGGGCUAAAAGCAAAUUCGAAACAGCAAACCGAUGGUUUCAAACGACAAAAUCACCAGAUCAAAUUAAUGAGUAUGUUAUAAAUGUCAAGAAAUGUUCUGAAUACCUAACAGAUACCGUAGAUCUGUUAUUGAUUGUUGACGGCGACGAAAAGGAAACGCUGUUCGGCUUCAAGUUUGAUGGAAAUGUAAAACUGGCAGCGCUUACUUGGAAUGAAGACAACUAUAUGCCACCAUUAGAUGUAUACAAACCAUUUUAUUCCGAUGCCGUAAUUAGAGCAAUACAUGUACCAGACCAUCGAGACAAGCUGUGCCGCCAUGGUAGAGCUUUCUAUGACGGACAAAGCGGAAUAAAGGAGUUGUGGAUUGGCGUGUCUGAUAAUAUCAAAGAGAUGGGCAAUGUUCUUCCUUUGUCUUUAUAUAAGAAAUUCUGUUUCCCUUGCAUUAAACCAUGUGAUAACAUCUGCAAAGAAAACUGUGCCGAUGAAAAACUCUCAAAUGGUUUUAAUAUUGUUCCAGUCGAGGUAAACGGAUUAGACAUGGACGAAAUCAAUAUGAAUUCUACAUGUGUGAAUAUUUCGAGUGAGGAACAGUGCAACAGUACAUCUUUUUACAUUAACGCAAAGCUUGUCAACUUUGCAGGGGAAGAAACUUCUGUUUUUUCAAAUGCAAUACAAAUUGACACAACGCCGCCACAAUGUUUCUAUGUUGAAUGUACUGACCCAAAUUACAAUGUAGACCAACCGACAAUGUAUCUAGGUUCCAGUUCAGCAAUUGGAGCUUUUUGGAACUGUACAGAAAAGGAAAGUCUCAUUGUUCUGCAUAAAGUCGAAAUUGUAGAUUUCACUAAUGGCGACAUUAUUAUGAAUAACACUGAUGUCGGGCUUAAAACCAGAGUACGAUUCGAAUUUGCAAACGAUACCUUUGAAGAUGGCAGUGAUUACGAGGUUAGAUUGACUGUAAUCAACAGUGCUGGACUAACAUUUACGUCCUCAUGCAAAGUCCAAGUUAAUCUUUACCCGCCAGACGUCACUGCUGUCGUUUCAGAACCUUUGUACACGGACGGGAAGACACAUUCAGAGAUGGAGAUGCCAUACUGGACUGAUUCCCAGACCAACAUCGGUAUGCACUGGUCUGGAGGGACAUCCGAUACAGAGUUUUACGAAUGGAAGAUUGGAACAAAACCGGACGGAUCAGAUUUAUUCCCAUCGUCCAAAGUUGGUAUUAAUUCUACAGGAUCCACCGCGAUCGUUCAUGGCAAAGUACACUACAAUAGCAAGUACAUCAAUAAAACUGUGUCCGAAUAUCGUAACAUGACCAAUAUGACACAAGAACUAUUUCAAAACCUUACCUCAGCCAGUGAAAAGGAGAAGACCUUCUUCAACAUGGAACCAGGAAGAUGCCUAUAUCAGUCUCUGUACGCGCGGGGAUAUUCACAUCUCAGCAGUAAAAUAAAUGAGAGUAUUGUUUGUGUAAAACGACCCGGUGAUGUAUAUUUAAACGGAGCUAAAGGCAAAUCGGUUAUAAGGGCGUACAAGGUGAAAUCAUCUACAUCUUGGGACACAUCUGACCCUACAGUAACCCCGGAGAUUACUGUUUACGCAAGAUUAACUGGAGGCGGCCUGACAGUGGGAACAAUCACGCAGUCGGAUCAGGAUGAAGUAUACGGCAGCGCGGCUACUUCGGAGUACAAGCCCUACAUUUCUAACCUUCAAACCACCCUACAGCAAACAUCGAGACUCUUACGGAAACGAAUACAGCGUCUUUGCAACGUCACGUUUUUCCUGACACCGUCACCAGUAGCCAAGGUUACAGAUGUCACUAUUAACACGAUUGUACCAGUGGGAUGUGAGAAAGACUUUUACUACCAACCAGCCCUUGUUUACUGGGAAAAAAAUGAAGAGCAGUGGGUCCAUAUCGAUGAAGGAUGCAAUGAGUACCUGUCGUCAAUCGUCCACUCGUCACAGUAUAAUUCAACAAUCUGUGGAUCAACAAGAAAUAACACAUCCACCCGUAAGCGUCGAGCGACAUCGUUUGAAAUCGAUGAACCAAGACAGUACAGUCUUGUUUUAAUAACAAAAAGGUAUCAAAAUUCACCACCGAAAAUUAUCACGGACAACAUCUACUUCAUUGAAGACGAAUCGAGCGCAUUUGAUAUUGAAACAUCUGAUGCAGAAGACGAUGUUCUCAGCUACAGAAUUGUGGACAAGCCAAGCAAUAUUGAUUGUAAUAUAACCUCAUUCGGAAAACUAGAAUGUAUCCCCGAAGACGACUUUUAUGGCAAUGUUAGUGUAACGGUCGAAGUCGUUGAAGAAGGUCUGCCGUAUUUUGAACAUCCUUACUCAGAGAAAAAGAAGUUGAGAAUUGGUAUACAGGACUUUCCAGACAAAACUGACCGUUUCUUUAUAGAUUUAAAUGAAACUUGGCAUGAGGAAAAACGACCAUCCAUGAAACAAACAGUCAUAAUAAAUGCAAACCGGUCUGCUUCCCUUUUUGUUGGAAAGAUAAUUCUCGCCGAUGUUGAUGGUGGUGAAAGAUUUUCAACAAUUUCACGAUUUGCUUCUCUAGGAAAUUCGUCUUUUUCUCUGAAUGCCGCUGACCUCGAUUCAAUUCCAUUUCAAAACUACACUACCAAAAACUAUCGGUCAAAGGCAGCUUACGACGUUGUUUUUGAAUUUAGUCCACAACUUAAAGGAAAAAUGGUCCUAGAUUUUAUUGCCCAGACGGGUGAUUUCAGUUAUACCCCUGGAGUUACGAUCAGUUUGUAUGUCUUGGAGAAUCCUUGUAUCCAUGGUUACUGUAAUCAUCCGACACUAGGAGAGGAGGCAUGUAAUGAUACAGCUCGCUCUGAGUCGUUUGUAGGAUUUGAGUGCGUGUGUUAUCCAGGCUACAUAGACGAGUGGUGUCAAACGGAAAUAGACGAGUGUGCGCAUGAGCCCUGCUUAACCAUGUACGAUUGUGAGGACCUGGUGAACGAUUACGAAUGUAACAUCAAUAUACCCAAGCUUAUGGCGGCCAUAAUUUGUCCUCUCAUUUUCCUGAUACUUGUCGUGUACUUGCUAAGGAGGAUUGUAAUUCAACAAGACAGAGUGAAUAUAGAAGUGGUAAAAGCCCGUUGGCAGAAUAACAGAGCGUUUGAACCGAUGACCAAAUGGACAGAAAAUCCGCUUCUGUUUAUAGACGGAGCGUUGCCGCCGCUUCCUCUCAAUUUAAAUGAGGAAGACGGUUCCCUAGACCUUGAUAUAUUUUCGAACACUAUUGCACAGCCUGAAUCAAAGCCGAGGACGUUGGUCGCCGAAAAAUUGACUGCAGCCACUGGGCGGCUCAAAUUAUUCAAGUAUUGGAAAGAAGGCUCACGAAGGGCUGGACUUAUGGACGCAGGUACCCAGACACUUCAUGAAGGUGAGGAGCGAUCGCGAAUAGCUGCUGUUUUUCACUUAAAAGACAGGGAUAAUACCGACGAGGUGGCAAAUGUCCGGUGGCAGAAUAACAGAAUUUUUGAACCGAUGAACAAAUGGACGGACAAUCCGUUAUUUUCUGAAGGCAGAGUGUUGCCUCCACUUCGUUGCAAUUUCAAUGAGGAAGACUGUUCACUAGACCUUGCUUUCUUUGGGAACACUCCUGCACAACCUGAAUCAAAGUCGAGGAAGUUAGCCGCUGAAGAGUUGGCCGAAUCUGGGGAUCGGCUCAAAACAUUCCAAUCUAUAAAAGAGGACGCACAAAGGGCUGGACUGAUGAACGCAGGUACCCAGACACUUUAUGAAGCAGUGGAGAGACCGCCAACCGCUCCUACUAUUUUUUUACAAGACAGGGAGACUACCGACGAGGUUGAAACCGCCCAGUGGACAAAUAACAAAGCGUUUGAACCGCUUAACAAAUGGACGGACAAUCCGCUCUUUGAAAAAGGCAUGGCAGCACUGUCUUCGCAUCAACGCAAGUUCAGUGAGGAAUACGAUUCCGCAGACCAUGCAAUCUUUGCGAAAACUCAUGCACAGUCUGAGUCAACGCCGAGCAAUUUCUCAACUGAAGAGCUGACCGAACCUAAUUGUGACCGGUUAAAGGUUUUUCAGCCUGUGAAAGAAGUCACGAAAGGGCAAAAGUUCGAGGUUGAAACACUCCUUGAUGACGAACAAUCGUCGUGUCUAGCGAUCGCAGAAAUGCCGGUAGUGGAUGUAAACACAGUUUAAAGUAUAGAGCAGUUAAGGUAGAGGCGAUCGUCACAUAAGCUUUCGAAUGCUCUAAAGCCGCUUAGUCACGACGCUAUCGAUGAAUGGUAAAUAAGUUGAAAGAUGAGUAUUGAAUUGCAGGCACCAACGUUUAAAACUCGUGUACGAGUUCUACAGGUAUAAUUCAUGUGUUGAAACAAAUCACUGUGUCUGUUUUUUCUAAAAAGUAUAACUCAUUUCUUGUAUUCCAAAUUACCGUUAAAAAUCAGUGAGACUUACUGCUAGUUCUGACUUCUUUUCACAGUAAAAUGUAGAUAUAAAUAUAUAUUCCUUUUUUUAAUAUCUUUUCACAUGCUAAAGUGAAAACACGGAAAAUGGAAACAUGCCAUAUGAAUAUUUAAGUGUCAGGUGUCGUAAGUGAGAUAUCCUAAAAGUUUAAAGAAAGUGGUUAUAAUUUUGAAGAUGAGUUGAUUUUGUACUUUCUUAUCGAACAUUGAGGCUUGGGUUCAAAUUAGGAAAUCUCUAUUAAAGUACAUAAAUUUAAAUAUUGCAUUGAUUUGCCAUAUGACGCAUGCACACGCUUACACUUCAUCCAAGUUUAUUGAAAUUUGAACCAAAAACACAAAAUAAAUCUUGGUCUUAAACAUGUAAAAAAGCACUUUUUUCAUACGUACAAAUGUUUGCUUAGCUUGAAUAUGUAAACUCCAUGUAA
Messenger RNA from Mya arenaria, 16447 nucleotides. RefSeq lists its product as uncharacterized. The record is from RefSeq and is a predicted model, not a curated record. Gene Ontology annotation, molecular function: calcium ion binding; lipid carrier activity. The transcript is spliced from 51 exons. Gene Ontology annotation, biological process: lipid transport. NCBI's taxonomy places the organism in Eukaryota, Metazoa, Mollusca, Bivalvia, Myida, Myidae.